AUGUCAGGAGUUGAAAAGAAGGUCGAGACUCCUGAAGAUAUCGAGCGCAAGAAGAAGAAAGAAGAAAAGGCUAAGGAAAAAGAAAUGAAGAAGCAAAAAGCUGCCGAGAAGAAGGCCGCUGCUGAUAAGCUGAAGGCACAAGGUCCUGAUGCUGCUAAAAAGAGUGCUGCUAAGAAGGCUGCAAAGCGAGAUGCUGGCGGCGAUGAGAACCCGGAGGAUUUUGUCGAUCCGGAGACAAAUCUCGGUGAUAAGAAAAAGCUUUCCGCUAAAAUGGCAAAACAGUAUAACCCAACUGCAGUUGAGAAAUCAUGGUAUCCUUGGUGGGAAAAAGAGGGCUACUUUGUGGCGGAUGCUAAGAGCACCAAACCACCAUUUGUCAUUGUUCUUCCACCUCCAAAUGUGACUGGGGCCCUACACAUUGGCCAUGCACUUACUGCUGCCAUAGAGGAUCUAAUCAUUCGCUGGAAGAGAAUGUCUGGCUUUAAUGCCUUAUGGGUGCCCGGUGUGGACCAUGCUGGGAUAGCUACACAGGUUGUUGUAGAGAAGAAGUUAAUGCGUGAACGCCAUCUAACUAGGCAUGAUAUUGGUCGCGAGCAAUUUGUAGCUGAGGUUUGGAAAUGGAAGGAGGAAUAUGGUGGUACAAUACUGAGGCAGUUGCGAAGGUUGGGUGCUUCUCUUGACUGGUCUCGUGAGUGUUUCACAAUGGAUGAGAAAAGAUCAAGGGCUAUAACAGAGGAGUUUGUUAGAUUAUACGAAGAAGGUCUCAUCUAUAGGGAUCUUCGGCUAGUGAACUGGGAUUGCACCUUGCGUACAGCAAUAUCUGAUAUUGAGGUAGAUUAUAUGGACAUCAAGGAGAGAACCAAGUUGAAGGUACCAGGUUAUGAAAAAGAAGCCGAAUUUGGUGUAUUGACCUUAUUUGCUUAUCCACUGGAGGGAGAGCUAGGUGAAAUAGUAGUUGCCACUACCAGGGUUGAAACAAUGCUUGGUGACACUGCUAUUGCUAUCCAUCCUGAUGACAAGAGAUACAUCCAUCUACAUGGAAAAUUUGCAGUACAUCCAUUUAAUGGAAGAAAGCUUCCUAUAAUAUGUGAUAAAGAAACUGUUGAUCCCACUUUCGGAACUGGUGCUGUGAAGAUUACUCCAGCCCAUGAUCCCAAUGAUUUUAAGGUUGGGAAGGCCCAUAAUCUUGAAUUUAUAAAUAUAUUUACGGACGAUGGUAAGAUCAACAGCAAUGGUGGACCAGAGUUCACUGGGAUGCCACGGUUCAAGGCCCGUGAGGUGGUGAUUAAUGCUUUGAGAGAGAAGGGAUUGUACAGAGGUGACAAAAUUAAUGAGAUGCGCCUUGGAUUCUGUUCAAGAAGCAAUGAUGUUAUUGAGCCAAUGAUAAAGCCUCAAUGGUUCGUUAACUGUGGUAGCAUAGCUAAGCAGGCCCUUGACGCUGCAACAGAGGGUGAAACUCCAAAGCUUCAGUUCAUCCCGAAACAAUAUUUGGCUGAAUGGAAAAGAUGGCUUGAAAACAUUCGCGAUUGGUGCAUCUCAAGGCAGCUUUGGUGGGGUCAUCGAAUUCCUGCAUGGUAUGUUACGCUUGAAGACGAUGAUUUGAAGGAACAAGGUGCAUAUAAUGACCACUGGGUGGUUGGAAGAAAUGAGAAUGAAGCUUUGGAAGUGGCUAACAGUAGAUUUGCUGGGAAGAAGUUCAAGAUGAAUCAAGAUCCUGAUGUGCUGGAUACAUGGUUCUCCUCUGGAUUGUUUCCAUUGUCUGUUUUAGGAUGGCCUGAUGAGACAGACGACUUGAAAGCAUUUUAUCCUACUUCAGUUCUUGAAACUGGGCAUGACAUUUUGUUCUUCUGGGUUGCACGCAUGGUUAUGCUAGGCAUGAAACUAGGAGGUGAUGUGCCUUUCUCUAAGGUGUACUUGCAUCCAAUGAUUCGUGAUGCACAUGGCCGCAAGAUGUCUAAAUCUCUUGGAAAUGUUGUUGACCCACUGGAAGUAAUAAAUGGGGUUAGCCUUCAGGGGCUUCACAAGAGACUUGAAGAGGGGAACUUGGAUCAAAACGAGCUGGCCACUGCGAAAGAGGGUCAGAAGAAAGACUUCCCUGAUGGUAUUGCAGAAUGUGGUGCAGAUGCACUACGCUUUGCGCUUGUUUCAUAUACUGCUCAGUCCGAUAAGAUAAAUUUGGACAUCCAAAGAGUGGUUGGAUAUCGUCAGUGGUGCAAUAAGCUGUGGAAUGCUGUUAGAUUUGCAAUGGGCAAACUUGAUGCAGAUUACACCCCGCCUUCAACUUUAGCUUAUGAGACCUUGCCCUUUCGCUGCAAGUGGAUUCUCACAGUCCUGAACAAGGCCAUAUCAAAAACUGUGACUGCAAUGGAUGCAUAUGAGUUCUCUGAUGCGUCCAGCGAAGUCUUUUCAUGGUGGCAGUAUGAGUUCUGUGAUGUUUUCAUUGAAGCAAUUAAGCCUUACUUUGCUGGCAACAGUUCGUCAUUUUCCGUGGAACGAAGUGCGGCACAGGACACUCUGUGGGUAUGCUUGGACAAUGGCUUGCGGCUACUGCAUCCAUUUAUGCCGUUUGUUACUGAAGAAUUGUGGCAACGCCUUCCUUCAGCUAGCAGCCAUGCAAAGAAAGACUCUAUUAUGGUAGCAGACUACCCAUCACCGGUAGAGGUUUGGAACAAUAUAUUGGUGGAAAACGAAAUGGAGCUUGCUCGAUCAACUUGGAAAAGUCUAAGAUCGCUUCGGGUUGCGGUGCUUGAAAAGCAGACAAAUGAAAGAUUACCAGCUUUCGCAUUUUGCCAAAGUGAAGCAGUUGCAGAAAUUAUUAGAGGGCGUGAGUUGGAGAUUAUAACUCUUGGAAGCUUAUCAUCCUUAAAGGUCCUAGUGAGUGGGAUAGAUGCUCCUCCCGCUGGAUGUGCUUUUGAGAUUGUCAACGAGAACCUUAAAGUGUAUCUCAAGAAAGAAGGGAAGGUUGAUACAGCAGCAGAGCGAGAGAAGAUCAGAAGUAAAAUGGAUGACAUACAGAAGCAACGGGAAAAAAUAGAGAAGAACAUAAGCACCACAGGGUACAAAGAGAAAGUACCACCUCAUAUUCAGGAAGAGAAUACCGAGAAGCUGAAUAGGCUCAUUCAGGAACUGGAGUUGUUGAAGUUAGAGAGUGCACGGCUUGAAGCUGAGAGUAACGCUCCAAGGCAGUAA
Molecule: messenger RNA, 3189 nt
Organism: Linum trigynum
Lineage: Eukaryota; Viridiplantae; Streptophyta; Magnoliopsida; Malpighiales; Linaceae
Source: the annotation of a GenBank genome assembly